Messenger RNA from Pseudomyrmex gracilis, 940 nucleotides. Its product is annotated as farnesol dehydrogenase-like. The record is from RefSeq and is a predicted model, not a curated record. The coding region runs from base 117 to 860 and encodes 247 amino acids. Gene Ontology annotation, molecular function: oxidoreductase activity. Lineage: Eukaryota; Metazoa; Arthropoda; Insecta; Hymenoptera; Formicidae. The transcript has 5 exons.
CGUUCUACGUAAUAACACACGUCUAUUCGUUUUUACGUAUUAAUAUAUCGAAAGCACGUAAGACAAAUCUAAUUACAGAGAGUACACAGUCGUGUCAGAACUCUCGUUGUACGAGGAUGGAGCGAUGGGCUGGAAAAGUAGCUGUUGUUACUGGAGCCAGCGCCGGAAUUGGCGCCGCAAUUGCACGAAUUCUCGUUAAACAAGGUAUGAUAGUGGCAGGCUUUGCGAGGAGGGUGGAGAGAAUAAAAGAAAUCGCUGAUAGUUUGGAAGAUUCCUCGGGAAAGCUCCACGCUGUGGAAUGCGACGUGACUAAAGAGGAUAGCGUAAUAGCGGCUUUCGCGUGGGUAAAGGACACUCUUGGAUCAGUAAGCGUUCUCGUGAAUAGCGCUGGUAUCACUAAGGAAUCUUCGCUCAUUGACGGUACUUUGGAAGAUUGGCGAUGUGUUUUCGACGUGAAUGUCCUCGGUCUCUGUCUGUGUACACGCGAAGCCGUUCGUAUGAUGCGUGAAACGACGGCCGACGAUGCCGUUGUGAUCCACGUGAAUAGUUUGGCCGGAGAACGGCUGCCUUUUGUUCCGGGAAUCAGCGUGUAUCCGGCGUCAAAACGCGCCGUUACCGGGCUUGCUCAGAAUUUGCGUCACGAGCUCGCAGGCACACGUAUACGCGUCUCGAGCAUCAGUCCCGGAUUGGUUGCGACGGAAUUUAUGGCUUCCUACAGCAUUUUCUCCGCGGAAGCGAUGAUGGCGAUGCCGACUUUGAAUCCGGACGACGUUGCGGCAGCGGCGAUUUAUAUACUGUCGAAUCCUCCUCACGUUUUGAUACAGGACGUGGUACUGAGACCUCUGGAUGAAUCAUGGUAAUCGAGUUUUUACAACAAAUCGUAUACAUGUAUAUUACAUCCAUGAUAGGAAAACAUUUACAAAAUUAUGUGACGAAAUCU